This is a messenger RNA of Tetrapisispora phaffii CBS 4417, 1485 nucleotides long. RefSeq names its product Rax1p (gene RAX1). Gene Ontology annotation, biological process: intracellular protein localization. NCBI's taxonomy places the organism in Eukaryota, Fungi, Ascomycota, Saccharomycetes, Saccharomycetales, Saccharomycetaceae. Bases 1 to 1485 code for a protein of 494 amino acids. The transcript has a single exon. The record is from RefSeq and is a predicted model, not a curated record. Gene Ontology annotation, cellular component: plasma membrane.
AUGGCAAUAGACUUUGAAAAAUUGCAAGAGGAAAGACUGCCCACUUUGUAUGAAGUACUGAUUCUAAAGACUGAGAAACCGGUUGAUUUAUGGUCUUUUUAUACGUUUUUAUCACAAUUCCCACAUGCUAUAAAUUAUUUGGAAUUUUGGAUAGAUUUAAUGGCACACAUUAGAUUGUGUAAGGACUAUCUUGAAAAUAUUAGAAGUUCAGUAAUUGAAGUUGUUGAUGAAUCCAGGGUAUCUGAUGAGUAUGGGAAUUUAACUACUGCCGGCGAUCAUAGGAAACAUAAAGAAGAGAGCAGCAGUGACAGGUACGGGCCGGGUGGAAAUGACGGUGACGCCGACGAUUCUGCAUCUGUCACGUCCUCACUGUUGAUCAACGCAUUAAUGAAUGAAGGUUAUUUAGAUUUUCAAGAUCCAGACCAAGUGAACAGGUUUUUACAAGGUGACAUAGAAUACUCCCCGCAAUUGUCGCAGCUGUUGGCAGAAUGGAGACGACAUUCCGGUAUCCCUGGCAAGAGAAACGACGAUGUCAACGAGUCUGAAAUUGAUGAAAAUACUGGGGAGAAGAAGAAUCAAGUAGGGUACGAGAAUAAGAUAUUGUCAGCCAUUGAUGACUUGUUGAAGAAUCAUGUAAGUGGACAAAACAAUGCAGGUGAAACCAUCAAACCGCAAAUCACAACUAAACAACUGCAUCACAAUGCAGCUCAGAUAUGUACACUGUAUCUAUUAUCACCGGAGAGAAGCGAUAAGUAUUUAAUUAAUAUUCCCGAGCAUGUCAGGGAAGACACGCUAAAGGCCAUUCAAAACGACAAGAGGUAUGAUCCAGAUGUAUUCGAAGAAUUGAAGAACAUAUCAUACCAAUUUCUGGAAAUUGACUGUUUCACCAAGUUUUUAGGAAGAGUUGCAUUGCAUAAUUUACAUGAUCAAAUAUCCGAUUGGCGGUUUCACAAUAGUAGUACUAGAUUUUUACCGAAUGAAGAAACACAUGAGAAGAAGAAACAACUACGACACCAUUCCCGUUCGUUAUUCUCUAGUUACACAACAUUGAGCAGAGUAAUGCUAGGUUUGUUCUUCAUGGGGAUUGGUUUCUGGAUCGGAUACGCACUGAUCUUCUUGAACUAUGCCAGAGGGAUCCGAGUAGUGACUAUUGUUCCCUUCAUCAUCGGGAGUUAUUUCAUUGUGUGUGGCAUCUACCAAAUUGAUAUUGCAUAUGCAUGUUUUGGAAUAACGCAAGAAUUGAUGUACAAGCACAAGAGAAGCCCCGAUGAAGAAACCAACCAUUCUGACAACCUAGAAGCCAAAGAUGGUGAGAUCUCCGGCUUGUUCAAGAUACUAGGAGGUCAGACAAGAUUAAUAAAAAUCAAGCAUCCAUUCAUUAGAAACUUAAUCUACAAGAGAGGCCUAUGGUGCCUGCUCUGGGUACUGAUCUCCACAGGUGUCUUCACAGUGAUCUUUGCAUGCGUACCCAGUCGUAGAGUGUAA